This is a messenger RNA of Penicillium olsonii, 465 nucleotides long. Lineage: Eukaryota; Fungi; Ascomycota; Eurotiomycetes; Eurotiales; Aspergillaceae. The record is from the annotation of a GenBank genome assembly.
AUGGGAAUGAAAGCGCGCUGCCAAUGCGGCAAGAUUCAGUUCACAACACCCACAGACAAGCCACUCAAGCUCUGGAUCUGUCAUUGCACAGAAUGCCAGCAUCAAAGCUCUUCCGCCUUCGGCAUCACGGCAACAUUUCCAUACUUUGAACUUCCCGACAGUGCAUCCCGUCUAGCAAGCAGCUAUACCCGUGUCACUCUCAAGGGUCGCGAGAUGCAAUGUCUUUUCUGCAAGAGUUGCGGUGCCCGGCUUUUCCAUCGUUUCCGAGAUGCCGUACCGGCAGCAGGGGAGCAGCCGCACUUUUCUGCCAUCACCAAUGUCAAGGGCGGGUGUUUGGAAAACCUCAAUAAGGAAAUGCUACGGAAUGCCGUUCAUAUCUGGUGCCAGGAGGCUAUUGUCGAUAUCCCGGACAGCGUGGAAAAAUGGGACCAGGCGCCACCCCAGCCGAAUCCGUUGGUGACAUGA